AUGUCUGAAAUAAAUGCCGACAAUAGGAUUGGGAGUCCGGGAGAGACCUUACAUUCGGUGGGUAUUUCGUGGACUAAUAUCCGGGUGUCGACUAAAACACAGAAAUUUAUUUACAAUUUCUUUGAAACUAAGAAAAUGCCGAAAGAGAUCAUUCGUAACGUAUCUGGUUCAGUUAACGCUGGAAGUCUAUUAGCAAUUAUGGGCGCCAGUGGCUCCGGAAAGACGACUCUAUUGAAUGUAUUGACGGCAAGAAAUUUACGGCAACUGUCCGUCAAUGGAGUGGUACUCGUGAAUGGACAGGCAGUCAGUCAACAGACCAUUGCAUCCAUUUCCUCGUAUAUACAACAACACGAUUUGUUUCAACCCAUGCUUACAGUCAGAGAGCACCUGAUGUUUCAGUUUAAUUUAACGAAAUGUGCGGAAACAAGGAUUGGAGACAAAAAUCAUUUUAAAGGCAUUUCCGGCGGAGAAAUGAAAAGACUGUCCAUUGCUUCGGAAGUCCUCACAAACCCUUCGCUAAUCGAUGAGCCGACCACUGGUUUGGACGCAUUUAUGGCCAAAAGUAUAUUACAAGUGCUGAAGACUAUGGCAUCGGAGGGACGGACUGUCAUCUGUACUAUACAUCAGCCCUCGUCUCAAGUGUUUGAACUCUUCGACAGUCUAUUACUUAUGGCUGACGGAAGGGUAGCUUUCAUGGGCUCUAUCGGUACAGUGACGCCAAGAAUUUCUUUUCAUCGCAAGGAUUAG
Messenger RNA from Oppiella nova, 747 nucleotides. Lineage: Eukaryota; Metazoa; Arthropoda; Arachnida; Sarcoptiformes; Oppiidae. The record is from the annotation of a GenBank genome assembly.